Messenger RNA from Trichobilharzia regenti, 7702 nucleotides. NCBI's taxonomy places the organism in Eukaryota, Metazoa, Platyhelminthes, Trematoda, Strigeidida, Schistosomatidae. The record is from the annotation of a GenBank genome assembly.
GUCAGAAGAAAUUACCGCUUUCGGCGGCUAGUAGGAAUGCUCAUGAUACUCAAGUCUAAUCAAUAAUUCAUAUUGUAUAUAUAACCCAAAUUGACAUAUAGUGUGAUCAAACAAUGUGCGAUGAGGAUGAAACGAGUACACCUGCUACGAUCAGAGUGAUCACUAUCAGGUCGAACAGGCAAAAUACACGUACGUUUCUCUAUAUUACUCCCUAAUAUCCAUGUAAUAAUCCUUAUUAAUAAUCUUAACUUGAAGUGAUAUUCGUAAACACUGAUGGUUAAUACUCUAUACAAUUGAUUAAAUAAUGUUAGUGGAAUAUUUUCAAAUUAGCUGGCAGAAGAGGCAGCGAAGACAGGACUUCAUGUGAACCUAGAGAAAACGGAGGUGAUGAAGACACCUAACUAACAACAACAAGCAUUGAUGGGAGAAAUCUCAAGAAACUGACACCUUUCAUUUAUCUAGGCGGCAUCGUUUGAUCUGCACGCGACAUGGAUGAGGAUGUCAGAGCCAGCCAGCAUUGGAAAGGGUCAGAGAUUUAACCUGCCACCAAAAAGCAUUUCGAACAGACUUCAGACCGUCAUCAUAACAGCUGCUUUCGUUAGAUCCUGAAGAUAAGGUGGCCAGAAAGAACUCUAGCAAAUCAACCAACCAAGAGGCUAUGGCUCAACAAAUAUGCAAGAGAAAAUGGAGGUGAAUUGGAAAAUACACUGAGGAAACUAUUGAGCGAGCAGUGUCACGCGCUACGCCCUUGAUAGGGACCUAAAUGGGAAACGACAAGUUGGUCCUUGAAGGGUGAUGUUUAGGGGAUCGUUUGACAAGGAAAUGAAAGCAAAUAGGGAAUCGUCGGGCCAGCUAUAAAAGACUGCAGAGAAGAGGUUGAAAUGGAGAUAUGCUAUUGAAACCCUAUGUUUCAUUCGCAACCCAAAGGAAUAAUAGUAAUAAUCAAGUGUUUUUAAAAGUUUUAUAGUAGGAUUCUCAUUGAGGACUAUCACAGUGUACUUUGGGAUUAAUCAAUGAAUGGAUAAAUCAGUUUUAUGUUAUCUCUAAAUUUUGUUAUCCUAUGUUGUUCCUGCGUAUUUGAUAUGUUACUGAUUGUCCAAUGAUGUCUGCGUACUAACAUAAGUCCAAAUUUUAAUAAGAAAACACUUUUUGAUUACGAUACAAAUAUAUAGAUUUGACAAAUUUCCAGUCACUUCAAUAAUGAAACACAAAUAGAUUACAAUACUCUAGAGAUAAUUUAUAAAUGUUGAUGUCAGUGUCUACUGUUUCUUUGAAGGCGUACACUAUCUAACCAUAUGAACGACAUCAGAACAGUUUAUGAUUAGAAGUUUAUGAAGAUCAUUGGCUAUAAUCUGUGCAACAGGACUUAUUAUUAUGUUGAAUCAGUUGAUCAUCUAAACAAUUACAAUUACAACUUUUCGCUCUAUAAUGAGAAUGCUAGGAAUCAGUUACCUUGAAUAGAUAGAUAUCUCAUGUACCAGGCCGUGAGCCAUACUUAAGCUUAUGAUACCACCCAGUUGCCAAGGAUAAAGUAGAUAGAACAGGAUUAAGAGCCGGGAACACAUUAGCUAAACACCAAAUGCUUCAGCUAUUGAACCGCAUCUUCAUGCCACUAGGAAUAAUUUUGCUACAACAAAACCACAUAUAUGAUAAAGUAUGUGUUGUAUAUGUAAACAUACGAAAGUAUUUAGUUCAUUUCAAAGAUAUUUUGCGAGAAAUAAAAAUGCAACUAUGUACACCUAAAUUUAGGUUUUUUCCCCUUUCUUUCAAUUAACUGUAGGUCUAAUUUGUGGAGGGGUGGCACUUGAAUUGUAACUAGUUGAUCCCGAAUUCGAAUCCCACUCCAUCUACUGCAACCAGAUCACCUGAAUUGUAUAAUUAUUCCUCAGGCAUGAAGUGUGGUUCACAGUGUAAUACAUAAGAAAUCUGUUAAGGGUAGUUGGGUUUAAUUUCUGCCAUAAACAUUAAAAUAUGGUGAAGUGAACAAAAAGUUUAUUUGGGGGUGGGUGGGUUCAAAGCCUCUAGAAUGAUAUGGUUAAUAAAAAACGGUAUACGUUCGAUCACUUCAGAAAAUAUUUUUGAAUACUACCAAUCAUUAUUAAAGGCAUUCAGUAAAGAAAUUAUCCAUUUGUUGUUAUGUUCUCGUUUAAAAUUUGUAUAUUUUCCUUUUUAUAUUUUUCUAUCUGCUCAUGUGAAAUUCGGCUUUUUUGGAUAUAUUACAUGUACUUCCAAUACGAUGUGGCCUAACAUCUUUUACCCCUUUUAUUAUCAAGCUACGAGUCCAUCAGCAGUCAGUAACAGUGGUGAUAAUACUCCGUGUCGAGAUUCUGAUCCGGAAUCUCCUUACGAUGAUGACUCAUAUGUCAGUGUGAAAAUUGAAAAAUUUCUUGGUUCUUCCAUAUCUGUCGGUGAACUAAUAGAUCAGACAAGUUAUUUACAACAGUAUCCUAGUUGGCUCGGAUUUUGUGGUCCAGAAAAUAAAAAGAAAUUUGCUCCAACUUAUAUUAAUCGAAAUGAUAAUAUCUGGGAACUGGUAUUCUCUGAACGUGGUUAUGUAGAUAUGUUACUGAUUGUCAGAGAUCUAUACAUGAUACCAUUUCCAAAAAUUGAUGCACAUUCAAUUAAUGGCUUAUCUACUGAUUCUGUACUCGGCAAUUCAUCAGAUUUAUGUACAGCUUUGUUCCCGUGUAUCAAUGAGUUGGUUAAAUCGCAUGAGAAAAUUUUUCGUGUUCUUGCCGGUCUACAUGUGGAACGUGAAGAUCAUGUUGUGUCUUCCUUAGGAGCCUAUUUGGUGAAGUUAUUUGAUGCAGAUAGUCUUUCAUCUUUAUCUCAAUUAUAUGGUCAAUUUUUAUUUGCUCAAAAACGUAUACGUCAACGUUUACAAUUGUGUAAAAGUCAUCCACAGAUUGCAUCAUUUUUUCAGCAAGUGAAACAGAAUCCUCGAAGUUCACGUAAAUCCCUGGAAGAUUGUUAUAUGGUCAUUGUACAGCGUUGGACUAAAGUAGAAACACUACUUGAGUCAAUUAUACGAAAUACACUGAAUGAUGAUAAAGAAGUGGCUAAUUUAGAAAUUUCACGUAAUGCUGUCAAAUCAUUAAUUAAAGCAGCUGAAUCUAUUCUCACGGAAUUUGAACAUGCAGAGAAGUUGAGUGAAAUUGCCAAUCGUCUAGAAGUACCCACAUCAAUGAUGACAAUUAUAACAUCAUCUGCGAAUAGUAGUCAUACAACCUCCUCUGCUUCUUCUUCUUCCUCCUCGUCAUCAUCACCUGAAAUUCAACUGCUAAAUGAAUUGAAAUCACCUAAUACAAAAUUGAUUAAUCAUGGGCCAUUAUUUGCUAUUCCAAUGGUUGCUGGUGGUGGACAACAGUCCACUGCAUCCUAUGAAGUUGAAGGUGUAGCGUUGGAAAAUUGCUUUUUCAUGCUUCGGAAAGUACCAGACUCGAACCGGUAUCAGUUAUUUCGUGGUACAGAAAUGCCUCCCAUUCUUUGGUGGGGUAAAGUGUAUGGAUAUUUUAGAAAGUCUAUGGAAAAGGGCAGUUUUGGUUUCUACAUACUUUUGCAUUCUGCUACAGCCUUAACAUUAUUCCGUUGUGCAACUGUAGAUGAAUUAGCCAGAUGGGAAACUGUAUUCAAUGAUGGCUUUGCUCAAUGGCGUGAACAAGCAGAUACGUUUGAAAGUUUGUCUGAAGAAUUUUCUAAAGCUCGUGAUGAAAUCAGCGAAAAACAAAAGCGUACUGAAGGUAUUCUUGAACUGCUACAUCAGUUGAAUGAAAAUCGUCUUAAAUUUUGGCACAUUUGGGAGUUCGUUGCAUCCUCUUUAAUUACUGAGCGUUUAGCUGAAAUGAAUGUGGUUACAGCGAAUACCCUCUUGAACCAACAAAAACAACAGUCAGCGUUAUCAUUAACUCCUCAUUCUGCCAGUCGUCGAAGUACAAAAGCUGAUUUGCCUGCCUCUGCUACCACUAAUAAUACCACAUCAAAUAAUAAUAAUAACAACAGUAAUGCCGAAUAUGUAGUUACUAUGGAUACGCUCAAACUGAACACGUUUAUUUCAAAUCUUGAUGCUUAUAAUGAAUUAGAUCAACUGUUUCAUUUACUUCAUGAAUAUUAUCAUCGUUUGUCUUUCGCCCUUCUCAGUGGUCCGUCUUCCAAUUUAUCCCGAAGUGCCUCAGAUGUUGAUGGAAGUAAACGUCCUCCAGCAAAUCCAGUUAAAAAACACGAAACAUUUAGUGCACAUGAUAAUGUGCCUGUAUCUACUGAAUUAAGGUCUUCAAUUGAUGUUGGCCAUAUGAAGUCGAAAAAAAGAGAUGUUCAUCGACUUAGCGCCACUAUGGCCAGUAUAUUUCGUACUCCUAGUCGAGAUAAAAAUUUGUCCUCAACAAACCAAUCAUCUACUGAUCAUACAUCGAAUGGAACUUGUACAAAUACACCAGGAGGAGGGCUUAAAAGUAUUAAACAACGUCAACCUGGGUCAACUACACCAUCACAAUCAAAUGGUCCACCUCUUCCUCCGCGUCCAUCAUUCGCAGUACUAAGUAAUUUAAAUCUAACCGGAGUUGGCGAACAACUUUCACCAACGAAUCAGUGUUCAUUCAAUACAGACUCGUUAACAGAUGGAACAAAUUCAUUAGCAUUAAGUCAACCGUGUGCUGAAGCAUUAGUAUUACUUGGUGAAUUGAACAGAAUUGGUGAAGCACUUUUUCCACAAGUACAAUUGUUACGUACUGAAAAUGUAGAAUUACGUGCAACUCUUGCUAAACUGGAAGCUGAACGAUCGAAUUGGGAACAUUUUCGUAGUCGAGAUAAUCAAGUACUUAUGCGUUCUACACUUGGUGGUGGUGGUGCAUCAUCAUCGUCACAGGGGAGUGGAACUCACCCAGAUGGUAAUACUGGAGGUAGCAGUGGAGUUUAUCUAAUUGACAAUAGUACAGUUAAACAAGAAACAGAAAAAUUACGUCAAGAUUACGAAAAUUUUACACGUAAAUGUCAUGAAUGGGAGAAAGAAUAUCAGAAACAACGAUCUGCUAUCGAAAGAGAACACAAUAAAAUAGCUAAAGAAAGGCAAUUGAUAGAAAAUGAACGUGCUGAUUUGGAACGACGUCAUCAUCAGUAUGAAGAGUUGCGUAGUACAUUGCAGACACAACUAAAUAUGUACAAAAAAUUGGGAUUCAAACUAACGCCUAUGAAUAAUCCAGAACUGGAGGCUUUGGCCAAUUUGGAGUCAGAUAUGAAUAAUGAUGGUGUAAAUGGUUUCCAAUUGAAUCGUAGUAGCUCCUCUGUAAUUACCAAUUCAUUUGACGAUUAUUUAAAUGAAUUAUCUGGAAAUACUGCUCACAAUUCUAGUGGUCGAGGAGGAGGCGGUGACUUGCCACAACCAAUACACUUCUAUUCAAAUAGUGACGAUAUAACCGCUUCUAGACGAAGUUCAAACACUUCCUUUAAUACGGGUCAGAAACGUGACUACGCGUAUUCACCAGGUACUGACAUAACCCCAAAACCAUCACUUGUACCGUCGCUUUCAACACGAAGUGAUCAUGUGCCUGAACAUCUACUUGGGAGUUUAGUAAAUCAGAAUAAUAUACGUGAACAGCCGAACAGUUCACGUUCAUCAGAUUACCGAUCAGAUUAUAAUCCCACGAAUUCCAAUGAUCGUCUGCUAAGUGGAUCAUCAUCAAUUGGUACUAGUAGCAAUAAUACAAGUGGUAAAUCUAUUUCUGGUUCUUCACUCUUUUCGGAUUCAAAUCCUCUUAUGAAAUUAGUUGAUCAUACAAAAGUAAAGUCAUCAAGUUCUCUUAGUAAACCAUUGAAAAAAUCUUAUCGGUCUAGAUCACGUCAACAAAAAGAUUCAUAAUGAAUUGAUAAUUGAAUGAAAGUAGAAAUUUUGUCUCCCUUGUCUUCUUCCUCUUCCGUUUUCUCCUUGUUCUUGAUUUCAUUUCAUCAUUUUUGAGUGUGUUUUUUCAUUGCCCAUCUGCUUUGUUUUGUAAUACCACUGCGCGCCUUCCAAUGUUAUCUGUCUUUUUUUCUUAAAUUUUUUUUGCCUCACUACUUAUUUCAGUAGUCUUGAUUUGCCUUCAUCUUCAAAUGUCAGAAGAUUGACAUCUGUCGUCAUUGUGGCUUUUAUUUCUAAUCCAAUGAGUGAUUAAUUGACAAUGAGAUGAUAUUUCCUGUAAACUGUUUCUAUUCACAUCCAUGUCUCUAUAAAUUCAUUUAACUAUUUCACUGCAUAUACUUUAUAUGUAUUCAUAUUUAUUUAUUAUUUAUUUAAUUAUUUAUAUAUUUACUCAUGCACAACCAGAUUAAAAUAUAUUUCUUGUUUAGAUAUAAUAUAUAAAAGCCACAAAAAGACAACCGACCAACCAACUAACCAGUAUGCAUUGUUUGUGUACAAUUCGAUUAUUUAUCUUAUCAUUUGACACCUCUACGCCGAUUCUCAAUAGGUAAUGUGCCUUCUUUCUCUGAAAUCAGUUUUCUAAGCACAUUAACGCACACACACACACAUACACCUUACAGACGUAUAUAUAAAUAUAUGCGCAUAUAUUGUGUACAUGCAGAUAUUCCUGAAAACCGCAGCACACAUAGGCCUACUCGUGUUUUGUUGUUGUUUUUUCUACUUUUUCAUGAAAAUUCAUUCAUCCCUCCCACAUAAUAUUUGGUGCAUAUUUUGCCGCUCAGGUUGUGGAUACUUUUCUGAUAGUUUCUGUUUUUUUUUAUUCUCCUCCUCUGAAAGCCUUGAUGAAAAUAUCUUUCCUUGUUUUUUUGUUCCUUGUCGGAGGACGGAAGGUCAUUCAACAUUCGUUUUGCAUGUCAUCUUUAUAAUCAUCAGUUGCAGACACUUUCUUUUUUUUCACUCAUGAGGAGUAUUCAUCCAAAAAACAGACAAAAAAAUUCACAAUUAAAAGUUUAAAGAAAAUAACACAAUAAUGACUAGAGUGUUUGUUUUUCAGCUUUGUUAAUAAAAACUUUCAAACUUUCAAUUGCAUCAUCGCCUUGUUUCUUUUUUAUAUUCUUGAUAAAUCGUAUUAUUGUCGUUUUUUAUGGUUGUUUAUUCAUCGGCGGCGUGUUCCUUUCAUCCUCUGUCUGUCUGUCUGUCUGUCUCUCUCUCUCUGAUCACUCAAUUAAGACUGUUGGUGUCUGUUCCAUAUAUUAAAGAUCAUUAGUAAUAGUAGUAGUAAUAAUAUCUGUGACUACUUGAUGAACAGCUUAUGAAAGAGUCUUACACACACACACACACACACACACACACACACACAACAUCUGCUACUUAUAUGCAUCAUUCUUCUUACUUAUCUCAUCAUUAUCGAUUCUUUUAUUCCUUAAAGAAUUAUCAUAUACAAUGAUUUUUGUUUUGUUUUGUGUUCACCUUUUAAUUAAGUCUUUAUGGUUUAAUUUAAAUCCAAAUAAGUAACUUCAAACUUAUCACAGUUAUUGUUCCUUUGAGUUCUGAAUGAAACAUAAGACUUCAUUCAAUAGUAGUACAUGUCCAUUUAACCCUUGAACGCACGUCUGAUUCGUCGUUUUUCAUUUGGAUUCCACUGUCUGACCUGACACAAAAUGAUUUCACUCAACGAACUCUUCAAAGUAUGUCCAAUUCACUUCCAUUUGCUCUUUAGGGAUAGGUUCUUAGUUGGUUCAUUGUUAGAGUUCCUCGUUGCUUAUCCUCCCUGACUAUCUCACCUUCAGCAUGGAAUGAAAGUAGAUGUUG